Molecule: messenger RNA, 615 nt
Organism: Malassezia restricta
Lineage: Eukaryota; Fungi; Basidiomycota; Malasseziomycetes; Malasseziales; Malasseziaceae
Product: component of the EKC/KEOPS complex
Exons: 1
Coding region: 1-615 (204 amino acids)
Biological process (GO): telomere maintenance via recombination; tRNA threonylcarbamoyladenosine modification
Cellular component (GO): EKC/KEOPS complex; cytosol; nucleus
Source: RefSeq, a predicted model, not a curated record
AUGGAGACGGUGUGCCUGCCCGAUGCGUUCCCGCGCGCGUACCGGUGCGUGUACAUGGCGCAGUUUGAGGGCGUGCGGAAUGGUGGCGAGCUGCGGGAUGCGCUGAUCCGUGCGUCCAAGGCGGACGAUGACGCGGAGCGGCGGCGCGUCGACUUUGCGUUUGUCGACGCGCGUCUCGUGCAGAGCCGGCAGCAGCUCAUGACAGCGAUUGUGCAGGCGAUCGUGGGCGCGAUGCGCCGCGAUCCCAAGCGUCCAGACGCCGAGGUCGGCCUCAAGACGCCGUCGAUCCACUCGGACCUCCUGUGGACACUCCACAGCAACAACAACAUCGCCGAGGCGCUGCGCCGCUUUGGCGUCUCGCGCACGACGCGCACCCUCAUCCUCGUGCGCGUAGCGCCGCCCCUGGACGCGGGAGAGCUCGUGCAGCACAUGACACAGCUCGUCGACGGCACGCUGCAGACGCGCGGCCUCUCGCUGCCGUCGCCCGCGCUCGCGUGGAGCGAGCUUGGCACCGCCUACAAGAUCCAGGACACGCCCGCGUUCCAGCACCCAGAUACCUCGCAAGUCGAUGCCCUCAUCUGUUCUAUGGUCGCAUCCAAGUACGUAGGCGCGUAA